This is a messenger RNA of Aegilops tauschii subsp. strangulata, 1971 nucleotides long. RefSeq lists its product as uncharacterized. NCBI's taxonomy places the organism in Eukaryota, Viridiplantae, Streptophyta, Magnoliopsida, Poales, Poaceae. The record is from RefSeq and is a predicted model, not a curated record. Gene Ontology annotation, molecular function: protein binding.
CCCCCCCCCAGGCAGGAUGCGCUGCCUCCGCCGCGCGGGCGCGGCCGCCCACUUGCUCCGCUCCGCGAGGAGCGGCCCCUCCAAGCAUGCUCGCAUGGCCCUCGGACAGAUGCCUCCGCCGCCUGCCGCUUUCCCGUGUCGCGCGCGCGCCGACCACCUGCUCGGAGGAAUGCGCGGCCAGUGGCUCUGCACGGCGACGGGGCCCACCGGCGCCCCCGACCUCGCCGUGGACCAGCACUUCACCGUGGUGCCUGGCCUGGGCAACGAUGUCUCCGACGCGGCGGGGCUCACCGGCGCCCAUGAUCUUGCAGUGGACCAGGACUUCACUGUGGUGCCCGGCCCGGGCCUCGACGUCUCCUCGGAGGCGGAGAGGGUCUGCCGGGUGCUGUCCACCGUGCCGGAGCCGAGGGUGGCGUCGGCCCUCGACGCGCUCGGGGCCUCGGUGUCGCCUCAGCUCGUGGCGGAGGUGCUCAAGAACCUGAGCAACGCUGGCAUCCUCGCCCUCGCCUUCUUCCGGUGGGCGGAGAGGCAGCAAGGCUUCGUGUACACGGCCGAGAGCUUCCACAACCUCAUCGAAGCGCUCGGCAAGAUCAAGCAGUUCAGGCUGGUCUGGAGCCUGGUGGAGGCCAUGCGGUGCCGCGGCUUGCUUUCCAAGGACACGUUCAGGCUCAUCGUCAGGAGGUACGCCAGGGCAAGGAAGGUCAAGGAAGCCGUCGAGACGUUCGAGAAGAUGGCCGGCUUCGGGCUCAAAGCAGACCUAUCAGAUUACAACUGGUUGAUCGAUGUGCUGAGCAAAUCCAAGCAAGUCAAGAAGGCGCAAGCCAUCUUCAAGGAGAUGAAGAGGAACGGAAAGUUUGUUCCCGAUUUGAAGACCUACACCGCCCUCAUGGAAGGCUGGGGCCAUGAGAAGGACUUGCUGAUGCUUAAGUCGGUGUACCAGGAAAUGCUUGAUGCAGGCCUGAAGCCUGAUGUCGUGGCAUACGGGAUGCUCAUUAGUUCCUUUUGCAAGUCUGGCAAAUGUGAUGAGGCCAUCAAGGUGUUCUGUGAGAUGGAAGCCAAUGGUUGCAUGCCAAGCCCUCAUGUGUAUUGCAUGCUUAUCAAUGGGCUUGGCUCAGAGGAGAGGCUGGAUGAGGCUUUGAAGUAUUUUGAGCUUUCUAAGGCCAGUGGUUUUCCCAUGGAGGUACCUACAUGUAAUGCAGUUGUUGGGGCUUACUGCAGAGCCUCAAAAUUCCAGCAUGCCUUCAAGAUGGUUGAUGAGAUGAGAAAGAGUGGAAUCGGUCCAAAUUCCCGGACUUAUGAUAUUAUUCUUCACCAUCUUAUAAAGUCUCAGAAGAUAGAAGAGGCUUAUAAUGUGUUCCAGGGAAUGGGCAAGGAUGGCUGUGAACCUCAGCUCAACACAUAUACAAUGAUGGUUAGUAUGUUCUGCAGUAAUGAAAGGGUUGAUGUGGCCUUGAAGGUGUGGAACCAAAUGAAGGAGAAGGGUGUUCUGCCAUGUAUGCACAUGUUUUCUGCAUUGAUCAACGGGUUAUGCUUUGAGAACAGGCUGGAAGAAGCUUGUGUGUAUUUCCAGGAGAUGUUGGACAAAGGGAUCAGGCCACCUGGUCAGCUUUUCAGUAAUUUGAAGGAAGCUCUUAUUGAGGGAGGAAGAGUUAGUCUGGCACAGGAGAUGGAUUUGAAGUUGGAUGGAUUACGGAAAACACCCAUGCGUCGUUGAGGAAUCAUGCAAAUGAUCUAUUGCAGCAGCAUAUGGCUUUUGGCUAUUAGAAAACAAUGUAGCUCGGUCAAAAUUGUAGUAACAGAGGAAACUUCAGAAUUGCUGAUCUUCAACAUUAACAUUUCCAUUCAAUUUUAUAGUAUUUUAUGAAGGCCAAUUUAGAUUCAGUAGCAUCAAUAUAGGAUGAGAGACUUACCUGGUUCGAACAAGCUCAGCUAAGAUGGUGUGAUGAGAAUAUGAGAUAACCGAAUUCUUUA